Anopheles merus is the source of this 4143-nucleotide messenger RNA. RefSeq names its product zinc finger FYVE domain-containing protein 1-like. The transcript is spliced from 6 exons. Lineage: Eukaryota; Metazoa; Arthropoda; Insecta; Diptera; Culicidae. Gene Ontology annotation, molecular function: metal ion binding. The record is from RefSeq and is a predicted model, not a curated record. Bases 1397 to 3934 code for a protein of 845 amino acids.
CCCUGCAAACCUGCGAAGUGUCAUGUUCGGGAGUGAGGAGAAAAAACUCGCUGAGGCAGUGCGUGUGAAUCAGCGAAGAAAAACAGAAGCACCCGAAAAAAGGUGCAAAAAACCUGCUUAUCAUCGCUGAUACGCGACUGGACGACGCAACAAAAGGCGUUUGUGUGAAGUGUUUUCCAGAAUAUCCUCGUCGGAAAAGUAAAGAUUGUUCCAGCGAAAAGGCAGCUCAUCGAGGAAAUCCAUCAUAUCUUUGCUCGGCGCAAUAGAAGGACGGGGGCCCGUGCAGGCCAGGAGCAGCGCGAUUGUUUUCUUUGUGCUCAACGGGUGCGAUCGUAGAAGGCGUUGUUGCUGCCCUGCCAGGGGUGCAUCUUUUCCUGUGGUUUUAAUUCCCGGAGUACUGCCAUUUCCAGUGCAAUAUCAGUUCAGCUCAGAAGUGUGCGCGUGUGUGUGUGCGCGAGUGUAUAUGCGUUCAGUUUAAGUAGUUACGGUAAUGUGAACCCCCCAUUGCCAGCGAGUGCGAGUUCUUUGUUUACAAAAUUGCUCCCCCGUCCUCCCGUUUCGGACAGUGGGCAUGUUCGCCAUAACCCCUUGUCCGUGGGGCGUGCUUCCAUGCUGACAAAGGUAUACUGUUACCCAGUGAAAUAGCUCCUGCUACCUGCAGGUCUGUGCGUCUCGUCAACCGGAAGUGGCGUGAAGGAUUUCCGUUUGGAACUGUUGCGUAGUAGAAAUAUCAAAUCCCCACCAUCGUCACCCGUCACCCGUUUCCUAGUGCGACCAACACAAACUUACGUACGGUGCUACAACGCUCCCUGUCUCUCUUUCGCUGUUUCGUACGCGAUUUGUCUAAUUGACGUAUGCGCGCACGCUCGCUCUCGCUCUUUCAUACUCUCUCUCUCUCUCUCCGUCCGUCUAAUGCUCGAGCAAGGCUUUACAGUGAGCACAGAGUAGGAGCAGCCUCUUGACCAGCCAAGGUCACGAAGCGACACUCCGCUAGCGCACAGGCAGCGCAGGCACGGCAGGCAGGCAGGCAGGCAGGCAUAGCUCUGCAUGUUUACGUUUACGCGAUUGCUGGCGAUGGUGAGGAAGCCUUCUGGUUUCCCCGUGAACAGUGUGUGUUAGUGUGCGUGUGUGAAUUUUCUUGCCAAAAGUAACCCCCAAUAGGGAAGAGGGUUCACCCAAGGCCACUUGGGAGGGAGGGAAAACUCAGCGAUCCUUCCCAUCCAUCAUCAGCGACAGCGCCCAGCACAGGGAGAAAGUGUCACUACACACACAGAUACAAUCCACACGUGCCCCACCUGGAGCAUCUAGCGCGGGGAACCUUCUUUUCUUCGACGUUUUCUUGAAGGAGCGAAUGGUUUGAAACGCUGGGGACAACAACAGCACAGCAACUGCAACCAUGAUGCAAGCGGAGGACUCCGAGAGCCUUUCGUGGAUCAGUGAUAAGCCACCAACGACGGAUGGAACGCUCGCAGUGCAGCCGCCGGAUGUGGUGUCCGGUCCGUUCACAUCGCUUACCCUCGACAUGACCGACACGGACGACAUCGACGAUCGGCGAUCGCCGGCCAUGCACGGGGCGGGCGGACCCACCGAUACUACCGGCACCAAGAAGGAGCGCAGCUUCCUGCUAAUGGACGAGCAGGAGCGGAUAUGCGUGCGCUCCGCCGAACAGUUCUGCAAGCGGCUGUCCGUAUCGCCCGACGCUAAGCUGAAGGUCGUGUCCAUAUUCGGCAACACGGGCGACGGCAAAUCGCACACGAUGAAUCACGCCCUGUUCGGCGGUCGGGACGUGUUUAAAACCUCCUCCGAGCAGGCGUCCUGCACGAUGGGCAUCUGGGCGGCGUACCAGCGGCAAAAGAACGUCCUCGCGCUCGACACCGAGGGGCUGCUGGGUGAAACGGUGAACGAAAACCGCCAGAUGCGCAUGCUGCUCAAAGUGCUGGCCAUCUCCGACAUCAUCAUCUAUCGCACGCGCGCCGAACGGUUGCGCACGGACAUGUACAAGUUUCUCGGCACGGCAUCGAAAGCGUUCACAAAGUACUUUUCCGGUGCGCUGCAGGCGCUCGAUCUGCCCGGUCCGCCCCAGGCGCUCGGGCCCGCCGUCAUCAUCUUCCACGAAACGCACAACACGGAGGUGCUGAAGGAGGACGAGGAUGGGAAGAAGGAGGAGGACAUACUGCGCGAACGGUUCGCCAAGCUGCGGCUCGAGCUGAGCGCGUUCAGCUCGCUGCGGUACGUGGGCGUGCGCACCUCGAAACCGCCGACCAACUACGAACCGCUGCGCAUGGUGUGGGAGAAGGAGGUGCGCAACACGGCCGUCCGUUCGCCCCGGUUGCCGCGGGUCGUGUUCGAGGCGCUGCUCGCGCUGAACAACAAGUUCAACGGCGAGCUGAGCCCGCUGCCGUUCCAUGCCUUCCCGGAGCAGUACUUUACCUGCACGACGUACUGCAAGUCGUGCGACGCCCGCUGCCAGCUGUCGAUGGGCCACCUGGAGCUGAAGGAGGACCACCGGUGCGGCAGCAGCAGCUGCAAGUACCAGCAUCAGCACGAGAACAAGGUGUACCUGUGCAACCGGUGCUACGUGAACGGGCGCCAGGUGGUGGUCAGUAUUAAGACGCAAAAGUCGAACGACUCGUCCUGGAUGGGGCUAGCGCUGUACGCGUGGAGCGGCUCCGUCAUCGAGUGUCCGCACUGCGGGGAGAUCUACCGCUCGCGGCAACACUGGUACGGGAACAAGCCGCCGGAGCAGAACGCAGUACGGACGGAAAUUGUGCACGUCUGGAACGAUGGCGGGCUGCAGCUGCAGGGCCCGACCCAUUCGGCUCAGCUCGUGCUGGACGGGGUAGCUUACAUCACCGAUGCCAUGGCCAGCGUUGGCUCACAGCCGACGAAGCUGGUCAAAUCGUGGGUAACGGACAAAAUACGGCCCGCGUACUGGCGCCCGGACAGUGAAAUUAUUCACUGCAAAGGAUGCAUCAGCAACUUCGAGCGCUUGGGUCUGAAGAAGCAUCACUGUCGCAGCUGUGGCGAAGGGUUCUGCAACCAUUGCUCCAAGCACGAGAUGGCCGUACCGAGCCGCGGCUGGAACUAUCCGGUGCGCGUGUGCAACAGCUGCUGGAACGACGGCCGAAACGGUGGCACCGUGGGCACGGAAGGGCUGGCUGGUCCGGGGGCAGCCGUGAAUGGAAUGACAUCGAACGGGAACCACCAUCCUCACCACCGCCAUCACUCGCCGGAACAAACGCACCGGAAUGCAGAGCGGGAAGAACUUGCUGAGCAAGCGCUUACUGAUGAGGCUGACCUCCUCGUGCCGUCUUCUUCUGCAGGCAAUAAUGGUAUCGACGAGGCGAACAACGUGCUGGUGCGGCGCUACGGCGAGGCAGUCAUCAACACGAUCAGCAACAUUGGCGCCGUGCUGGAGUACCCGAAAGAUUUUAUCAAGGAAUCGGCCCGCCCAUCCUACUGGGUGCCGGAUGCGGAGGCACCGAACUGCUACAUCUGCGAGCUGCUGUUCGGUUCGCCGGAAGAGCUGAACGCGCUGGCAGCACUUGCCAACCAACCUGCCGCCCCAGCAUCAGUAGUAGCGCCCCAUGCCUCCGGAACAUCGACACCGGCGACAGCAGCGUCGCCUGCCAAGCGGGCUGAGAGCAGCGGUGCCGCCGACCCGGUGGCCCGUUCGGGCGGUGGAACCCAGCGCUCCUCGGGCGGUGGCGCAUCCGUUCCCCCGAAGGCUGGCGUUGCUGGUGUGCCGCCGGCCCAACGUUUAUCUGCCGGCUCGGCGUCGUACCGUUCAGCGAUCGAUCGCCGGAGGCACCACUGCCGGGCGUGUGGCAAUGCGGUCUGUGCCGGCUGCUCGCAGAACCGUCGGCCCGUACCGAAACGGGGAUGGCUGAGUGAUGUGCGCGUUUGCAACAGCUGCUACACGGCGGAAGAUUAGGCGCGUUCCUAGGGGGAGCACGCUACCAGUAGUUUGUAAGAUUUCCAUCAGAGACUCGUUUCCAAUCCCCAACCCCACAGACCAGUUCUCGCGGAUCGUUGACACCCAGCGUUUAGCAAAUUAUUAGUACAAUUUGUAGCUUGCUUUCCGUUGUAGGGCUAGCGUGAAUGUGGCUGUAUGUGAAACCUUCCUGGAUAAAUCCUUCCUUC